AUGAUUGAUGAAGAAAUGAUCAUACGGCAGAUGAUGACCAAUUUAAGGGAUGCUCAGGUAAGCACAGAGACACUCAGAAGCACAGGGACACCCAGGCAAGCACAGGGAUACUCAUGCAAGUACAGAGACUCCCAGAGAAGCACAGGGAACACUCAGGUAAACACAGGAACAUUCACACAAGCACAUGGACACUCAUCCAAGUACAGAGACAACCAGAGAAGCACAGGGACACUCAGGCAAACACAGGGAAAUUUAGGCAAGCACAGGGACACUCAGGCAAGCACAGGGACACUCAGGCAAACACAGGGACAUCCAGAGAAGCACAGGGACACCCAGGUAACUAAAGGACACUCAUGCAAGAACGGGAACACUCAGGUAAACUCAGGAACAUUCACGCAAGCACAGGGACACUCAUGCAAGUACAGAGACAACCAGAGAAGCACAGGGACACUCAGGCAAACACAGGGAAAUUUAGGCAAGCACAGGGACACUCAAGGAAACACAGGGACACUCAGGCAAACACAGGGAAAUUUAGGCAAGCACAGGCGCACUCAUGCAAACACAGGGACAUUUAGGGAAGCACAGGGACAAUCAGGCAAGCACAAGGACUCUCAGGCAAGCACAGGGACACUCGGAGCAAGACCAGGGACAUUUAGGCAAUCAGAGAGACACUCAGGGACACUUAGGGAUAGUACAGGGACAGUCAAGCAUGCACAGAGACUCUCGGGCAAGCAUUGGGACACGCAGGGAAGGACAGGGGCAAUUAGGCAAGUAGAAGUACACUUGGCCAAACACAUGGAAACUCAGGAAAGCACAAGGACAAUGGUGCAAGCACAGGGACACUUAGUUCCCCCAAGGGACCUCAAAAAAGUGACCCAGGGACACUCAGACAGACACAGGGACACUCAGGCAGAUACAGGAACACUCCAGACAGACACAGGGACACUCCAGGAGACACAGGACAUUCAGGCGAGACACAGGGACACUCAGGCAGACCUGGGACAUAGGGCAGACACAGGAACACUCAGACAGACACAGGGACACUCAGAGAACUGGGGACAUUCAGGCAGACACAGGAACACUCAGGUGAGACACAGGAACACUCAGACAGACACCCAGGAACCUCCAGGCAGACACAGGGAACACUCAGGAACUGGGACAUUCAGGCAGACACAGGAACACUCAAGGAAGCGAGACACAGGACACUCAGACAGACACCUACAGGGACACUCAGGCAGACGCACAGAAGACAUCAGACAGACUUACAGGGACAUUCAAGGCAGACACAGGGACACUCAAGGGAGUUACAGGGACAUUCAGGCAGACACAGGAACCUCCAGACCAGACACAGGGACACUCAGGCAGACACAGGAACCUCAGGCAGACACAGGGACCUCAGGUGAACACAGGGACACUCAAGACAGACUAGGAACACUCGAGCAGACACAGGAACAUCAGGCCAGACACAGGAGGACACUCAAGGCAGACACAGGGACACUCCAGGCAGACACAGGGACACUCAAGGCAAACUGGGAACACUCAGGCAGACACAGGAACACGCUCAGACGAACACAGACACUCAGGCAGACACAGGGGACCUCCAGGCAGACACAGGAACCUCAGACAGACUGGGAACACUCCAGACAGACACAGAACACUCAGGCAAACAGGAACACUCCAAGCAGACACAGAACACUCAGGCAGACACAAGAACACUCCAGACAAUUUACAGGGAACCUCAGGCAGACAGGGUACUCAGGCAAACACAGGACACUCAGGCAGACACAGGAACACUCCAGACAAUUUGGGAACACUCCAGACAGACCCUACAGGGACACUCCAGGCAGACACAGGGACACUCAGGCAGACUACCCAAGACACUCAGGCAGACACAGGGACACUCAGGCAGACACAGGGAACACUCCAAUUGAACACAGGGACCUCAGGCAGACCUGGGAACACUCAGGCAGACACAGGGACCUCCAGGCAGACACAGGGAACACUCAGAUUGAACUGCAGAACCUCCAGGCAAACACAGGGACACUCAGGCAGACACAGGAACACUCCAGGCCAAACACAGGGACACUCCAGGCGGGCCGGAACACUCAGACAGACACAGGAACACUCAGACAGACACAAGGGACCUCCAGGCAGACACAGGGACCUCAGGGCAGACACAGGAACACUCAGGCGGACACAGGGGACACUCCAGGCAGACUGCAGGAACACUCAGACAGACUGGGACCCUCAGGCAGACACGGAACACUCAGGCAGACACAGGGACCUCCAGACACGGAACACUCCAGACAGACCUGCCGAGACACUCAGGCCUUUACAGGAACACUCAGGCAGGCAGGAACACUCCAGGCAGACACAGGACACUCAGGCAGACACAGAGACACUCCAGACGAAACACAGGGGACCUCAGGCAGACACCUGCCCAGGAACACUCCAGGCAGACACAGGGGACCUCAAGGCAGACAGGAACACUCAAGGCAGACCUGGGGACACUCAGGCCAGACAGGAACCUCCAGGCAGACACCACAGGGACCUCCAGGCAGACCUGGGAACACUCAGGCAGACACCAAAGACACUCAGGCAGACUACAGGGGACCUCCAGGCAGACCUGGAACACUCCAGGCAGACACAGGGACACUCCAGGCAGACACAGGAACCGCUCAGGCAGACUGGGACACUCAGGCAGACUGGGAACACUCAGGCAGACUGCAGGUUACUCAGCAGGUGAAACACAGGGACCUCAAAGACCAGACACAGGGACCUCCAGGUGAACUGGGGACACUCCCAGGCAGACACAGGGACACUGGGGGCAGACACAGGAACACUCCAGGCAGACACAGGGACACUCCAGGCGGGCAAGGUACUCCAGGCAGACACAGGGACACUCCCAGGCAGACACAGGGCACUCAGGCAGACAUAGGAACAUUCAGGCAGACAGGAACACUCAGACAGACACAGGGACACUCAGACAGACACAGGGACACUCCAAGCACAGGACCUCAGGCAGACACAGGAACACUCCAGGCAGACCUGGGGACCUCAGGCAGACACAGGAACACUCAGGCGAACUUACAGGAACACUCAGGCAGACACAGGAACACUCAGGCAGACACAGGGACACUCAGACAGACCUGGGAACACUCAAAGACAGACCUGGGAACACUCAGGCAGAAACACAGGACACUCCAGGCAGACACAGGAACACUCAGGGCAGACACAGGGACACUCAGACAGGCCUGGGAACACUCGAACCAGACACAGGAACACUCAGACAGACACAGAUUCUCAGACAGACACAGGGACAUUCAGGGGUCUGGGGACCUCAGGGGAACACAGAACACUCAGACAGACACAGGAACCUCAGGCAGACACAGGACACUCGGGGAACCUACCCCAGGAGGACACUCAGGCAAACACAGGGGACACUCAGGGCAGGCUGGGGAACACUCAGGCAAACACAGGGACACUCUGAGCAGACACAGUGCUCAGACCAGACAGGGUGCCUCAGACAGACUACAGGGACACUCAGAGCCCAGACACCACAGGGACCUCAGAGCCCAGACACAGGAACACUCCAAGGCCAGACACAGGGACACUCCAGGCAGACACAGGAACACUCAGACAGAUUUAGGGACCCUCAGGCAGACACAGGAACCUCCAGGCAAACACAGGGGACACUCAGGCAGACACAGGAACACUCAGACAGACCUGGAACACUCAGGCAGACACCAGGAACCUCAGGGCACAGGGACAUUCAGGCAGACACAGGGAACACUCAGGCAGACACAGGGACACUCCAGACAGACACAGGGACACUCAGGCGAACUGGAACACUCCAGACAGACACAAGGGACAUUCAGACAGACAGGAGGAACCUCAGGAGACCCCAGGGACAUUCAGGCAGACACAGGAACACUCAGACAGACACCACAGGGCACUCCAGACAGACACAGGAACACUCCAGGCAGACGGGACACUCAGGUGAACCUGGGACCUCCAGGCAGACUGGAACCUCAGACAGACACAGGAACAUCCCGGGCAGACACAGGAACACUCAGGCAGACACAGGGACACUCAGGCAGACACAGGAGGACGCCAGGCCAAACUAGGAACACUCAGGCAGACACAGGAACACUCCAGACAGACACAGGAACCUCAGGCAGACACAGAGACCUCAGGCAGACACAGGAGACACUCAGACAGACAGGGCAGACUGGGGACACUCAAGGCAGACACCCAGGAACACUCCAGGCAGACACAGGGACUCAGGCAGACACAGGAGACACUCAGACAGACACAGGACCUCUCAGGCAGACACCCAAGACACUCAGGCAGACACAGGGACACUCAGGCGAGACACAGGAACCUCAGACAGACACAGGAACACUCAGGCAGUUACAGGAACACCAGACAGACUGGAACACUCAGACAGACACAGGGACACUCAGGGAGACACAGGGACACUCCAGGGAGACACAGGGACACUCAGGGAGACACAAGGGACAGAGGACACUCAGGGAGACACGGAACACUCAGACUAACACAGGAACACUCAGGCAGACACAGGGACACUCAAGGGGGGCCUGGGACACUCAGGCAAACACAGGGACACUCAGGCAGACUGCAGAACCUCCAGGCAAACACAGGGACACUCAGGCAGACUGGAACACUCAGACAGACACAGAGACACUCCAGACAGACACAGGGACACUCCAAGCUGAACAGGGGACACUCAGGCAGACACAGGAACACUCAAGGCAAACACAGGGACCUCAGGCAGACACCAGGAACUGCUCAGGCAGACACACAGGACACUCAGGGCAGACCCCAGGAACACUCAGGCAGACACAGGGACCUCAAGGCAGACACAGGAACACUCAGGGCAGACACAGGGACCUCAAGGCGAGACACAAGACACUCAGGCAGACACAGGAACCUCCAGGCAGACACAGGACACUCAGGCAGACACAGGAACCUCAGGCAGACACAGGGACACUCAGGCCGAACUGGGAACAACUCGGGCAGACACAGGGACACUCCAGGCAGACUGCAGGAACCUCCAGGCAGACACAGGAACACUCAGAGCAAACUUUAGGACACUCAGACAGACACAGGGACACUCAGACAGACACAGGGACACUCAGGCGAACACAGGACACUGAGGGCAGACACAGGAACACUCCAGGCAGACACAGGGACACUCAGGCAGACUGCAAGGAACACUCCAGGCAGACACAGGGACACUCAGGCAGACACAGGAACCUCAGGCAGUAUGGAACAUUCAGGCAGACUGCAGGAACACUCAGACGGACACAGGGGACCUCAGACAGACACAGGGGACCUCAGGCACACACAGGACCCUCAGGCAGACACAGGAACCUCAGGCAGACACAGGGAUUCCUCCAGACAGCAGACACAGGAACACUCCAGGCAGACACAGGAACACUCAGGCAGACCCCGAGCAUCCCAGGCAGACCUGGGGACCUCAGACAGACACAGGAACACUCAGACAGACACAGAACACUCAGGCAAACACAGGAACCUCCAGGCAGACACAAGAACCUCAGGCAGGCCGGGGACACUCAGACAGACUGGAACCUCAGACAGACACAAGACACUCAGGCCAGAAACACAGGAACACUCAGGCAGACACAGGAGACACUCAGACCCAGACACAGGAACCUCCAGACAGACACAGGGACCUCAGGGAGACACCCAGGGACACUCUGGGGAGACACAGGGACACUCAGGGAGACACAGGGACAUUCAGGCAGACAGGGACAUUCAGGGAGAACAGGGACGCACUCAGGGAGACACAGGGACACUCAGACAGACACAAGAGACACUCCGGAGCCUAGGACACUCAGACUGAACACAAGGAACCUCCAGACAGACACAGGGACAUUCAGGAGACACAGGGACACUCAGGGAACACAGGAACCUCAGACAGACACAGGAACACUCCAGGGCAGACAGGACCUCAAGGAGCACAGGGACACUCAGGCAAACACAGGGACACUCAGGCAGACCCCAGGAACACUCCAGGGCAAGCCUACAGGGACCUCCAGACACAGGAACCUCAGAGGCAGACACAGGGACCUCCAGGCAGACACAGGAACCUCAGACAGACACAGGAGGAACACUCAGGCAGACACAGGAACACUCCAGGCAGACACAGGAAUACUCAAGACAGACACAGGACACUCAGGGCAAGACACAGGGAACCUCCAGGCAGACACAGGAACACUCAGGCAGACUACAGGACACUCAGCAGACACACAGGAACCUCAGGCAGACACAGGAACACUCAGGCAGACACCCCAAGACUCAGGCAGACCUUGUAUGGAACACUCCAGGCGGGCUGGGAACACUCAGGCAGACACAGGGACACUCAGGGCAGACACAGGAACACUCAAGGCGAACCCAGGACACUCAGGCAGACACAGGAACACUCAGGCAGACACAGGAACACUCAGGCAGACACAGGGACCUCAGGCAGAUUACAGGAACACUCAGGCAGACACAGGACACUCAGGCAGGCCACAGACAACUCAGGCAGACUUACAGGGACCUCAGGCAGACCUGGGAACACUCCAGGCAGACCUGGGAACCUCCAGGCAAGCACAGGGACACUCAAAGGCCAGACACAGGGACACUCCAGACAGACACAGGGACACUCAGGCAGACACAGGGACACUGAGGCAGACACUGGGAACACUCAGGCACAGACACAGGGACCUCAGGCAGACUGAGACACUCAGGCAGACACCUGGGGACACUCAGGCAGACACAGGGAACACUCAGGCAGACAUAGGAACAUUCCAGGCAGACACAGGAACACUCAGAGCCGGCUUAGGAACCUCAGCAGGCAGAACACAGGGCACUCAGACGAACUGGGAACCUCCAGACAGACACAGGGACACUCGGGAACACAGGGACACUCCAGGGGCACGAGGUUACUCAGGGAGACACAGGGACAUUCAGGAACUGGGGACAUUCAGGAGACACAAGGGACCUCAGGAGACACAGGGACACUCAAGCAGACACAGGAACCUCAGGCGAGCCACAGGGACCUCAGACAGACCACAGGGGCCUCAGACAGACACAGGGACAUUCAAGGGAGACACAGGGUUACUCCAGGAGACACAGGAACACUCAGACAGACUUAGGAACACUCAGGCAGACACAGGGACACUCCAAGGAGACACAGGACACUCAGGCAAACACAAGGGCACUCCAGGCAGACACAGGAACACUCCGGAAGCAAACACAGGGACGCACUCAGGCAGACACAGGAACACUCAGACAGACACAGAACCUCAGACAGACACUAGAGACCUCAGGCAGACACAGGACACUCAGGCAGACUUGGGAACACUCAGGCAGACACAGGAACAUAGUGGCUUAGGAACACUCAGGCAGACACAGGGACACUCAGGAGACAGGGGACCUCCGAGGCAGACACAGGAACACUCAGGCAGACACAGGACACUCAGGCAGACACAGGAACCUCAGACAGACCUGGGGACACUCAGGCAGACACAGGAACACUCCCAGGCAGACCUGGGGACACUCCAGGCAGACACAGGAACACUCCAGGCAGACACACCAGAGACACUCAGGCAGACACAGGGACCUCAGGCAGACACCCAGAACACUCAGAGCAGACUAGGGACACUCAGGCAGACACAGGAACAACUCAGGCAGACACAGGACAUCAGGCAGACACCAGGAACACUCCAGAGCAGACACCCAGGAACACUCCAAGGCAAACACAGGACACUCAGACAGACCUGGGGACACUCAGACAGACACACAAGGGACACUCAGGCAGACACAGGACACUGGACACAGGAACACCAGGCAGACACAGGGGACACUCCAGGCAGACACAAGGACACUCAGAGCCCAGACAAAAGGGACCUCAGGCAGACACAAGGAACCUCAGGCAGACAUAGGAACAUUCAGGCAGACACAGGAACACUCAGGGCAGACACAGGGACACUCAGACAGACGCAGGGGAUACUCAGGCUUUGGAACCUCAGGCAGACUACAGGAACACUCAGGCAGACCUACCCAGGGACACUCAGGCAGACACAGGAACACUUGAGCAGACACAGGAACACUCAGGCAGACACAGGAACACUUUCCAGGCAGACACAGGACCUCAGACAGACACACAGGAACACUCAGACAGACACAGGAACACUCAAAGGCAAACACCCAAGAGACCUCAGGCAGACACGAGACACUCCAGGCAGACACAGGACACUCAGACAGACACAUGAACCUCAAGACAGACACAGGAACACUCCAAGCAAAACAGGAACACUCAGGCGGAACUGGGGACACUCAGACAGACACAGGAACACUGAACGAACCUGGGGACACUCAGGGAGCAGGACACUCAGGGAGGCUGGGGACACUCAAGGGAGCACAAGGGACAUUCAGAGCAGACACAAGGGACAUUCAGGAGACCACAGGGACCUCAGGGAGACACAGGGUUACUCAGACAGACUACAGGAACCUCCAGACACACACAGGGGACACUCAGGGAACCUGGGAACACUCAGACAGACUUUAGGAACACUCAGGGCAGACACAGGGACACUCAGAAGGAGACACAGGGACCUCCAGGCAAACACCUACAGGGACACUCAGGCAGACACAAGGGCCUCAGGGACCUCCAGGCAGACCUGGGAACACACAAAGACAGACACAGGGACCCUCAAGAGCAGGAACUGGAACACUCAGAGGCAGACACAGGGACAUCAGGCAGACACAGGAACACUCAAGAACAGAACACAAGGUCCUCAGGCAGACACAGGAACCUCCAGGCAGACUAGGAAUACUCAGACAGACACAGGGACACUCCAGGCAGACACAGGAACACUCAGGCAAACACAGGAACUCAGGCAGACACAGGGACACUCAGGCAGACACAGGAACACUCAGGCAGACACAGGGACACUCAGGCAGACACAAGACACUCCAGACAGACACAAGAACACUCAGGCAAGCCCCAGGAACACUCAGGCAGACACAGGAACACUCAGACAGACACAGGACACUCAGGAGACACAGGAACACUUCCAGGCAGACACAGGAACACUCCAGGCAAACACAGGGACACUCAGACAGACACACAGGGACCUCAGACAAGACACAGGACACUCCAGGCAGACACGGACACUGAGGCAGACCUGGGAACACUCAGGCAGACACAGGGGACACUCAGGCAAGACACAGGGCCUCCAGGCAGACACAGGGACACUCAGGCAGACACAGGAACUCAGGCAGACACAAGGAACAUUCAGGCAGACACAGGAACACUCGGACAGACACAGGGACACUCAGACAGACUACAGGACACUCAGGCACACACACACAGGACCACUCAGGCAGAACACAGGAACACUCAGGCAGACACAGGGACACUCCAAGACAGAACCACAGGAACACUCAGGCAGACACAGGAACACUCAGGCAGACACCCCCAGGAACACUCAGGCGGGGCAGGACACUCCAGACAAGACACAGGAACACUCAGACAGACACAGGAACACUCAGAGCAAACCCCACCUAGGAACCUCAGGUAGACAGGGGUUACUCAGGCAGACAGGGACACUCAGACAGACACAGGAACACUCAGACAGACACCCAGGAACUCAGGCAAACACAGGAACACUCAAGGCAGACACAGGAACACUCAGACCAGACACAGGAACACUCAGGCAGACACAGGGACACUCCAGGGGCUGGGGACACUCAGGGAGACACAGGGACACUCAGGAGACACAGGGACAUUCAGUAUGGAACAGAUACAGCACAGCAUCGUACAGAAACCGUAGUAAUACGGUACGCAGUCAUGAAGCAGUGUAA
This is a messenger RNA of Homarus americanus (American lobster), 9900 nucleotides long. RefSeq names its product filaggrin-like. Bases 1 to 9900 code for a protein of 3299 amino acids. The record is from RefSeq and is a predicted model, not a curated record. NCBI's taxonomy places the organism in Eukaryota, Metazoa, Arthropoda, Malacostraca, Decapoda, Nephropidae. The transcript is spliced from 15 exons.